Molecule: messenger RNA, 945 nt
Organism: Kwoniella botswanensis
Lineage: Eukaryota; Fungi; Basidiomycota; Tremellomycetes; Tremellales; Cryptococcaceae
Exons: 4
Coding region: 1-945 (314 amino acids)
Biological process (GO): biosynthetic process
Cellular component (GO): cytoplasm
Molecular function (GO): isomerase activity
Source: RefSeq, a predicted model, not a curated record
AUGUCCUCCCUCCAAUUCCAUCUCCUCAACGCGUUCGUCGUGGGAUCCAACCCUCAUAGCGGCAAUCAGGCUGCGGUCGUACUAUUUGCCGAUCCCGACGAUGAGAGAUCCACCGAUGAUAAAUGGAUGACGGCCGUAGCUAGAGAUUUUGGAUUUUCAGAAACUGCUUAUCUCGUUCCGACCAAUGAAGAUGAAGGUGAAUGGGGAUUGAGAUGGUUCACACCUGAAGUGGAAGUGAAUCUAUGUGGACACGCAACGUUAGCAUCAUCCAAAGUCCUUUUCUCCCUCUACCCUAAUUUGUCCAAGAUCAAAUUACAAACUAAAUACAGUGGUAUACUUACUGCUGUCAAAGUGAAUGAAGAAGACAUCCAAAUCACUUUACCUGGGUUAUCGUCAAAGACAUUGUCGACAUUUGGUAGUUCACCCGCGAAUCCACAAGAAGCUGAAUCGUUAGAAAGUGCGUUUGGAUUGAGUAAAGGUGGGAUAUUGGGUUAUGAGGAAAUUGAUUUCAGUGGGAAUAGAUGUUUGAUUGUUCAAUUGAAUGAAGAUGUGAAUGUUCAAAGUGUAAAAGUGGAUAUUAAAGCUUUGGUCGAAGUUACCGGAUGUGCAGUCAUCACCCAAGUGGAUACAUCUGAAUCACUCAAGACAGGUCAACUCCAUAUAAAUUCUAGAGUAUUCGGUCCUGCAUUAGGUAUAGACGAGGAUCCAGUAACCGGCUCAUCCCAUGCCCAUUUGACGGGAUAUUACCUUCUCUCCCCAUCUACCAAGUACAUCCCCAAACAGCUGCUGGACACCGUCACCUCCCCCAAGGAACUGACAGUCAUAGGUCAUCAGAGAUCUUCAAGAGGCGGGUUGUUGAAAUGUAAAUUGGAUGAAGAAUAUGGAUCGAAGGUAAAAGUGGUUGGCAAUGCCUUUGAAUUUGGUAAAGGUACAUUGAACUUGUAA